This is a messenger RNA of Lolium perenne, 1389 nucleotides long. RefSeq names its product transcription factor bHLH144-like. Gene Ontology annotation, molecular function: protein dimerization activity. The record is from RefSeq and is a predicted model, not a curated record. NCBI's taxonomy places the organism in Eukaryota, Viridiplantae, Streptophyta, Magnoliopsida, Poales, Poaceae.
AUAGAAAAAUCCCGGCCCUUUCAAAAACCCUACGCCCCUCGUCGCCAUUGCACUUGCACAGCACCCCCUAUCUCUCUCAGUUCGAUUUGCUUCAGCAAAGACGCUCUGCGAUUGGCUUCUUCUCCCUCGCAAGGAUACCUGCUUCCUUCAUGCCAUCGCGUAAGGAUACUACAUGCCCUCGCGCGCGCGUGUGUGUGUCUUGACCUAUGUCAGUGCUCAACUGUGGCCUUCCUUCGUAUGUACGCACUGUCCUCGUGUGUGUGAUCUCAUCAGCAAGACGUAUCGAAGAAACUUGGUUCUAGUUCAGAGCAAGCGGCGUGAUGCAGGGAGGCCACGGAUACUACGGCGGCGGCUCCCCGCCUCAGGGCUACGGCUACGGUGGCCAUGGCCACGAGGCCGGGUACUACUCCAACAUCUACCCGUCGGUGCCUGAUGACCCGCUCGCCGGACAGAAGGCGCACGAGUUCACAGCGGCGCGGACGAACGAGCUCCAGUUCCAGCCAACGGAGACGUGCCCCAAGAACUACUUCAUCUUCGACCAGACGUACGCCGAGAGCCGGGUCAUGUUCCACCCCUCGCUGGCCCACAAGUUCGAUGCCGGGAAGAGCACGUACCGGGAUAAAGACUACGACGACAGCUGCUCGGUCCGGCGAAGGGAGGACACCGACGAGAUCGACGCGCUGCUAAGUUCCGAGGAGGACGACGUGGUGAGCACGGGGCGGACUCCAGGGUACCGAGACGGGAGCUCCCCCGACUCGUGCUCGUCCGGCAAGAAAAAGAAGGAGCGGAUGAAGAAGAUGGUGCGGACGCUCAAGGGCAUCAUCCCCGGCGGCAACCAGAUGGACACGCCGGCCGUGCUGGACGAGGCCGUCAAGUACCUCAAGUCGCUCAAGGUGGAGGUCAGGAAGCUCGGCGUGCGCGGCUCGGACAGCUAGCUAGCUGCAGGUGCAUGGCAUCAUCGGUUCAAGCACUGAUCGAGUACUGACACGGCAGCCGUACCGCAUCCUGCCACUUGACCGAUGGCAUCUGCAUUGUCGGUGGCAUAAGGCAGCUUUGCUGGCUCUCUUUUCGCAGUGACAUGAUCGAUCUUGGCUAAACUCUUUUUGUUCACUGACUCACUGUCAUGUGGCAUCCAUGAUGAGUGCAUGGGGAGAGCAAGAUGUGAGAGAGGUAUGUAUUGAGAAUGCACAAUAGCUAGUGGUCUGCUUCCGGUGUAGUAGUAGUAGUAACAGUAGUGGAGCGAGAUGAUGGAGAGAGCAGAGCAAUUCAGGGAUGCUCACUUUACUUCUCCCCUUGUUGGUGGCCUAGGUAGCUAGUGCAUGCUCCUCAUUUUCCCUUGUAAGCCUCAGGAGCAUCCUGGAUAGAUUCUACUCCCUCCGAUUUCCAUAA